CGAAAAAUCCAGUCCCGGCCUGCAUGCGUUUCGGCUGCGGGCUGCAGUAGUGAGUGGGCGCACGCUGAGCAAACAUCUGGAACAUGUGGGGAAAGUCGCCCAAUUUACGGGUUUUCUGGGUGUUUUGGGGGGUUUUUUGGACGGCAGUCCUGGGGGAGCGCGACUGGUCGCCCAAUCCGACCAUUUUCAACAUCGGGGGCGUGUUGAGCAACAACGAAAGCAAGGCUUUGUUCAAGGAGACCAUCGAUCACCUGAACUUCGACUCCAGCUUUGUCCCCAAAGGGGUCACCUACUACAACACGGCGAUUCUGAUGGAUUCGAACCCCAUCCGCACGGCACUGAAUGUGUGCCAGUUUCUCAUUUCGAAGCAGGUCUACGCUGUAGUAGUGUCCCAUCCGCUCAUCGGUGACCUUUCGCCAGCGGCCGUCUCCUACACGAGCGGCUUCUACCACAUUCCGGUCAUUGGGAUCUCAUCGCGCGACUCCGCAUUCUCCGACAAGAACAUCCACGUGUCCUUCCUCAGAACGGUGCCGCCCUACUCCCAUCAGGCGGACGUUUGGGUCGAGAUGCUCAAGCAUUUCAACUACAAGAAAAUCAUUUUCAUCCACAGCUCGGACACGGACGGACGUGCCAUUCUUGGACGCUUCCAGACCACGUCCCAAAGUCUGGAGGAUGAUAUUGAGAUCAAAGUCCAGGUGGAAACUGUCAUUGAGUUCGAGACGGGGCUGAGCAGUUUCCGCGACCACUUGAUUGAGAUGAAAAACGCGCAGGCGCGCGUCUACUUGAUGUACGCCAACAAAAACGACGCCAAGGUCAUCUUCAAGGACGCGGCGUCCUUGAACAUGACGGACGCCGGAUACGCCUGGAUCGUCACUGAGCAGGCGCUGGAAGCCGACAAUGUUCCCGAAGGAAUCCUGGGACUGAAGCUGGUGAAUGCCACCAAUGAACGGGCCCACAUCCGGGACAGCAUAUACGUGCUGGCGUCAGCGCUGCGCGACAUGAACCAAAGCAAAGAGAUCACAGCGGCGCCCAAAGACUGCGACAACUCGGGCGCCACCUGGGAGACGGGCCGCCAACUGUUCACCUUCAUCAAGAAACAGGUGCUGAUCAAUGGGGAGACUGGCAAGGUGGCGUUUGAUGAUCAGGGCGAUCGCAUCAAUGCCGAGUACAACAUUGUCAACGUCCAGAGGAAGAAGAAGAAAGUGGUGGUGGGGCGGCACUUUUACAACAAGCAAACGGACCGCAUGCAUUUGGGCGUCGACGAAAAAAUCAUCGUGUGGCCGGGCCGGCAAAACGUCAAACCUGAAGGCUUCAUGAUCCCCACCCACCUCAAAGUGCUCACCAUUGAGGAGAAGCCGUUCGUCUACGUGCGGAGAAUUGAGGGGCCAGGCACGUGCGACCACGACGAAAUUCCCUGUCCCCACUUCAAUGGGACGCACGAUCUGACUGCCAAGUACUGCUGCAAGGGCUACUGCAUGGAUCUGCUCAAGGAGCUGUCCAAGAAGAUCAACUUCACCUACAGUUUGGCGCUGUCGCCUGAUGGUCAGUUUGGGAGCUACGCCCUGUGGAACACCUCCAUCAAGAAGGAGUGGAACGGGCUGAUCGGGGAGCUGGUGAGCGAGAGGGCGGACAUGAUAGUCGCCCCAUUGACCAUCAGCCCGGAGCGCGCGGAGUUUAUCGAGUUCAGCAAGCCCUUCAAGUACCAGGGCAUCACCAUUCUGGAGAAAAAGCCCUCCAGGUCUUCGACGCUGGUUUCCUUCCUGCAACCGUUCAGCAACACCCUGUGGAUCCUGGUGAUGGUGUCCGUCCACGUGGUGGCGCUGGUGCUCUACCUACUAGACCGCUUCUCGCCGUUCGGGCGCUUCAAGCUGGCCAACACAGAUGGCACUGAGGAGGACGCGCUCAACCUCUCCAGCGCCAUCUGGUUCGCCUGGGGCGUCCUCCUCAACAGCGGCAUCGGCGAAGGCACGCCCCGCAGCUUCUCCGCCCGCGUAUUGGGCAUGGUGUGGGCGGGCUUCGCCAUGAUCAUUGUGGCCUCCUACACGGCGAAUCUGGCGGCUUUCCUGGUGCUGGAACGGCCCAAAACCAAACUGACUGGGAUCAACGAUGCGCGACUGCGCAACACCAUGGAGAACCUGACGUGCGCCACUGUGCGCAGCUCGGCCGUUGAUAUGUACUUCCGCCGACAGGUGGAGCUGAGCAACAUGUACCGGACGAUGGAGGCGAACAACUACGAUACGGCAGAGCGCGCCAUUGCCGACGUCAAGGCCGGCCACCUGAUGGCGUUCAUCUGGGACAGCUCGCGGCUGGAGUUCGAGGCUGCGCAAGACUGCGAGCUGGUGACGGCUGGCGAGCUGUUUGGGCGCUCCGGCUACGGAAUCGGGCUGCAAAAAGGCUCCCCAUGGGCGGACGACGUCACCCUGGCCAUCCUCGAUUUGCACGAAGGCGGUUUCAUGGAGGGGCUGGACAACAAGUGGAUCCUGCAGGGCAACACGCAACAGUGCGAACAGUUCGAGAAAACGCCCAACACUUUGGGCCUGAAAAACAUGGCGGGGGUAUUCAUACUGGUGGGGGCCGGCAUAGUGGGGGGCAUGGGCCUGAUUGUCAUCGAGAUGAUCUACAAGAAGCACCAGAUGAAGAAGCAGAAGCGCAUGGAGUUGGCGCGCCACGCGGCUGACAAGUGGAGGGGGUGUGUCGAGGUUGGCCACUCCCACUUUCCCCCACUCCCGACCUCCCCAUCGCUGAUUUUGCCCUGGUUUCAGAAGCGCAAGACCUUGAGGGCGGCGGCGUUGCCGCAGCGCCGCAUCAAAUCGAACGGCGUGAACGAGCCGGUCACCAUUUCGCAUGUGGUGGACAAGUUCCAGCGCAUCGGCCCGCCCGAGAGGGCGUGGCCUGGCGAUGUGGACAUCCGGCAACGCCGGAACGACGAGGGCGUGGCCCCGCCCAUCCCCCGCUACCUGCCCGGCUACACCUGGGACGUUUCCCACCUGGUGGUCUAGAGCCCACACCUGUAGGCUCGCAGUAGGCAAAGCAUAGGAGGAAAAUAAAACCGGUUUAAUAUUC
Molecule: messenger RNA, 3063 nt
Organism: Dendroctonus ponderosae (mountain pine beetle)
Lineage: Eukaryota; Metazoa; Arthropoda; Insecta; Coleoptera; Curculionidae
Gene: Nmdar1
Product: glutamate [NMDA] receptor subunit 1
Exons: 14
Coding region: 84-2999 (971 amino acids)
Biological process (GO): chemical synaptic transmission; monoatomic ion transport; regulation of membrane potential
Cellular component (GO): NMDA selective glutamate receptor complex; synapse; neuron projection
Molecular function (GO): NMDA glutamate receptor activity
Source: RefSeq, a predicted model, not a curated record